GGAGAGAGACAGACAGACAGACGAGUGUUAUGGAUGGUUGCCCCCAUUCAGGGUUUGUUCAGUUACGACAGUUCCUCAAUUCAAGGCAGCAGACAGCGAGCGAACUGUGUAUUUGUGCUAGAGAGGUUCUAUGGGGGCGUGCGUCUCGGCGGACUGUCAUCUGGGCUGUGUUCACGAGAGGAGAUGGCUGUUCUGUCUUUCCAAGCAGGUUUGCCGGGCCAUUUUUGGUGAGAUGUUUGUGCAGGAGAAGCAUAGGAAGAAAGACAGGUUUUGGUGUUUGAAUGCAGCAAUGUGACUCAUGGCUUUCUACAGUGCAGUGCGGAGAGACCAGAUACCCUGAGGUGUGUUGUCUGUCUGCAUUUGUCGAAAAUGAACAAGGGAGGGAGCUGCACAAAUAUCAGACAGCCAGGCACCAUGCAGGGGGAACCCUCCCCUCAUCCCUGAGUGCUGAUAUUUCAGGACUGGAGCCUGAGUGUGUCAUAUCAGAUAGUGUCAGACUGCAUCCAGAAGGGGGGAUGAUAAGAGCUUCCUGAAAGUAGCCUUUGAGAAACCCUGUGGAACAUUUUCCUCUAAUAGCCAUUUGCAAGCAGUGUCAGACAGGGUUGGUUAUUGACCUUCUCAACGGUAGUUUCUUCAGACCAAACUCAGUGGUUUUAGCGAAGAGCCAGAAUGGAGUGGUCACUAGAGAGGGUGAGGGAGAUGGUGGCUGGAGGGAUGCAGUCUAUAAGGGACUGUGAGUCCAGUGCCUUUGGCACAGCCAUAUGCCUGCUGCUGCUCUUUGUGUGGUACUGUUACAGGGUAGGUCGUGAGCACAGCUCCUCUCCCCUGCGUGGGGGGUACAGCACUGAGCCCAGUCGAGUAGGAGGGGGUGGGGGGGCCUUGAUCAGCACAGAUGGGGAUGGUAGGGCUAAAGGCAGGCCGGUGUCAGUGGUGGAGGAGCAGAACGGCUUUGCUUACUGCCAGUCCGCUGAGUCCUUUCGCUGCACCAACACAGGGGACGGUCUCAAUCAGAAGCUGUACCACAGCCUGCAAGAUUAUGCCAAACGCUACACCUGGUCGGGCAUGGGCAGGGUACACAAAGGGGUACGAGACCAGGGUCGCUACCUUACCAGCCGGCCCACCAUCCAGAGGCCAGAGGUGUUCUUCCUCCCUGACCUGCCCUCAGCACCCUUCUUCUCCCGGGACGCACAGAAGCAUGACGUGGAGCUGCUGGAGAGGAGCUUCCCUGCUCUGCUGGCUGAGUUUGAGAGCAUCUACCACUCCCCCCCAGCAAGGGCUGGCUCCUCCCUUCCUUUGGGCUGGAAGUCCAACAGCACCCCCCAUGGUCAGUGGUGGACCUUCUACUUGUUGAACCAGGGCACUCCGCUGGCCCUGAAUGCCAGGAGGUGCCCCCGGGCCUGGAGGGUGCUGGGUCAGCUGCGCACCUUUAUCGCCAACAACGUGUUUGGAAAUGCCUGCUUCUCUGUGCUGACCCCGGGAGCCCUGAUCACUGAGCAUUAUGGCCCAACCAACGUCAGGCUGCGCUGCCACCUGGGUCUUAGAGUGCCCUCUUCCUGUGAGCUGGUGGUUGGCGGGGAGCCACAGUGCUGGUCUGAGGGGAGCUGUCUGCUGUUUGAUGACUCCUUCCUCCACAGGGCCUUCCAUGAGGGUGGCCCAGAGGACGGCCCCAGGGUGGUCUUCAUGGUGGACCUCUGGCACCCUAAUGUGGCAGCUGCUGAGAGACAGGCUCUGGACUACAUCUUCACCCCUGGGCGUUGAGAAGACAAGGAGUUUGUCGGGGGGGUGAAGAGAAACAGAGCUACAGAGAGAAAAACAGAGGUAAAGGGCAACGGAGAGAAUGUCUUUCAAAAUUUGGUGAAAAAAGUAGAGAAGAACAGUGCGAGUGGGGCGGGAGGGAGCAUUUCUCUUGUCCCGUUCCCACACUCACUGUGUACAUAUUCUCUGUCUUGUUCGAAUCUGCUUUCUCCCUGUAACUCUUAGCACCUGCUGACUUUGACCAAACAGCCAUAAUGUAAAAUGUUAUAUUUGAAUGUUUACAGCCCCAAUCCUUAUCUCUGUGAUUAUCCCUGCCCAUGUGUGAUACUUUACUGUGCUCUCCUUUAGAAAUCAAUACAGCUUUCACAAAAACAUGGUUGGAUAAGCACAUAGAAACAUUUUUUUGAGGUCAAAUGAUUUGCUUGAAACAGUCUGUGUUGUUGCUACACAGACAAAAGGCUUGCAUUUGGUAAAUUAUCUAAUUGAUUAAUGGUUGUAAUAUGGUUGUAUUUGAUAUCUUUGUAUUUCUGUAAAUAGAGUUGGAGUACAAAACAUAUCAGAGGUUUUGAAAUAUAAUUGUCUUACAAUCAAUAGUUAAGUUAUUGUGUGGUCUUAAUAUACUGGUACUGUAAUGUCAUCUUCUCUUCUGAGCAUUUGUCAUUUUGAUACAUUCAGUUUUAGAUAUCUGAAAUGUUUGGCUAUUGUUCAGUGACAUUUUAUAUAAUGCUGUGAUUUUUUUCAGCUGUAUAUCAAAUUUAUGGUGAUAUUCUACCCCAAUAGAUUCAUAUUUGUGGCAUUUGUACUCAUUUUGAACAGUAUUUAAUAAAUGGCAAAUUAUCUGA
Messenger RNA from Oncorhynchus tshawytscha (Chinook salmon), 2597 nucleotides. It is a transcript of the gene asphd2, whose product is annotated as aspartate beta-hydroxylase domain containing 2. Lineage: Eukaryota; Metazoa; Chordata; Actinopteri; Salmoniformes; Salmonidae. Bases 670 to 1758 code for a protein of 362 amino acids. The record is from RefSeq and is a predicted model, not a curated record. The transcript has 5 exons.